AUGGCAGCAGACAACGGAGAAUCAUCGCCCGAUUUCUGGCGUCAAGAUGAACGUGACUAUUAUACUCUUUUAACUCUACCACGUGAUGCUUCAAAUAGUGACAUUCGAAGCCGUUUCUUGUCUCUUUCACGUGAAUUUCAUCCAGAUCGUCGACGACAAGGGAAUGGCGAGAUUGUAGCAGCUGCUAAUGCACAAUAUGCAAUUCUUGAUCGAGCUUAUAAAGUCUUACUCGAUCCUGUGAAACGUCAUGUAUAUGAUAUGUAUGGUGAAAAGGGAUUACAAGCGUAUGAACAAGAUCAAAGUUCCCACCAAUAUAUUGUUGGCACUCAUUUCAAUACUCAAGAAGAUCUUCACGAAUAUAUUGAAAAUCUUUUACGUCGAAUGAAUGAACAAACUUUAGCGAUCAAGUUUCCAUUCCAUAGUGAAAUGUCCAUGACAAUUGAUGCUUCAGACUUUCUACAGACACCAAUGAAAGGAAUUUCAAAUCUUUUCAAUCAUGGAAAACAAUAUCUCGAUCGACCAGAAAUGACAUUUCAUCAACGUACGGAAUUUUUACUUUCACGUCAAACAUCAUUGACAAUUGGAGGAUUUUUAUAUGAUCGAAAUGGAUUAAGUAUCGGAAGUUUUACAACAGGAAUUUCAUACAAAUCCUUCACUCCAAGUUUUCCAUCGUUUACAUUAUCAACUCAAUUAGGUUGGCGACCUAAAGUUCAAUGUCAAAUGAGUCAACAAAUUUCACGAUAUACAGUUUUGAUGUUCAUUCCAGAAAUUGAUGAAAAUGGAAUUGAUCUUUCUAUUGGCAUGAAUCAACUUUUAUCUUCACAAAUGCAUGGAACGAUGAUGUGGAGUACACGUGAUGGUUUAUCAGGAUCGUUAAAUCAUGAUACAAAUCAACAAAAUGCUACUGUUGCUCUUGCUGUGAAUAGUGCUGGACCAAAUUUGACAUUUCAACUUCGUCGAAUAAUUGCAAUGACAUCAACAAUAAAAGUUUCAAUACGUGCAAGUUUAUUAACUGGAGUGUCAUUUGUGACUGGUAUAAGUCAAGAAGUUUCUGAUCGUACACGUCUUGCUAUUGGUGUUUUACUUGCACGUGCUGGUAUCACACUUCGUCUCGGAUUUACACGUGGUAAUGUUCGUUUUGUGAUGCCCAUUUUUCUCUCUCCUUUUUCAAUUCAAUCAGCAUAUUUUACCUUUUGUGCUGCCACGUCACCAUUUCUUGUGGCUGCAGUUCUUUCUCAAAUUAUUAAACCGGCACAAGAACGUCAACGUCGUUUUGAACGUCAAACUCGUGAAAUGAUGCAACUUCAGUAUCUUGCUACUGCAUUUCAAAGUGCUCAAGAACAACAGAAAUUGAUGCUUCGAAGUGCAGAAGAAAAGAUGAAAUUAGAACGUGAACGAAGUGAUGGAAAAGGGUUGAUGAUUUUGUUAGGACGUUAUGGAAAGAAUCCAACGAAUUUGAAUGAAGACAAUGUGGAGGAGAAUGAUGAGAAUUUUAGGUUUGAAGAUGAAAGUCACGAGACUUUGAUCGUACAAGAAACGACGAUGAAACAUUCAAAACAAACGUGUAUUGAUGUGACGAUUCCACUUCAAUUUUUUGUUAAGAAUGGAGAACUUUGUCUACCUUCCGCAUCAAAAGCUGGCCUCUUAGGCUUUUAUAAUCCAUGUCUGAAUGAAGUGGAUUCACAAACAGCUAAUUCGUCGACUAACAAACCUUUGCUGUACGAAUGA
Messenger RNA from Plasmopara halstedii, 1728 nucleotides. Its product is annotated as Molecular chaperone (DnaJ superfamily). Lineage: Eukaryota; Oomycota; Peronosporomycetes; Peronosporales; Peronosporaceae. Bases 1 to 1728 code for a protein of 575 amino acids. Gene Ontology annotation, biological process: cristae formation. The transcript is spliced from 3 exons. The record is from RefSeq and is a predicted model, not a curated record.